This is a messenger RNA of Closterium sp. Naga37s-1, 203 nucleotides long. The record is from the annotation of a GenBank genome assembly. NCBI's taxonomy places the organism in Eukaryota, Viridiplantae, Streptophyta, Zygnematophyceae, Desmidiales, Closteriaceae.
CGGCAGACGCGGCAGGGCGGUGGCGGCUGGCGCUGCAGGCGCGACUUCCAUCACGGCCGCCACCCCCGCCUCCCCCCCCACAGCGGCAGACGCGGCAGGGCAGCGGCGGCUGGCGCUGCAGGCGCGAGGGGCCGCAACAGGACGCGACAGUGCGUGGCAUGGCGCUCGAGGGGCGGCCGCGACGGGGCAGAAAGGGGCCCUGA